CAGGCAGCGAACAACCAUGUCGGCACUGGUAGCAGGUUAUGGGUCAAGUGAUGAGAGUGGUGAUGAGGCUGCUCCUGCUCUGAGGCAAGCCCAUGUGUCGUUGAUCCAGCCUGUGGUGGCAGCGCCUGAAGUUUCUACAGAGAACCCCAUGGAACUACAAAUGAUGAUUGCCAAACCGACGGAUACACAGAUCAUGGUGAACACCUCAUACAGCGACCUAUCACGGCCUGAGCAGGGUCCCACGAAUCCCUUCAACCAGAACUCGAGUAUCAAGCGGAAUGUUUUGACGGGUGCGGUGGAAGCGCAAACAAUUACGGACGCGAUGUUCAAUGCGCAACAACGGACCUAUAACACGUAUGGAUAUGCUCGAGAUCCGUCACUAAAUGCGCAGGGAUUUGUUGGGAAUCAGGCUCUUGCGCAGCAAUUUGAGGGUUCAGACAUCGUCGAGAGGAAGGUCAGCAAGGCUGGGCUUGCUGCACUCAAAGCAAAGAGGGAGAAGAAGGGCGAUGCUUCUGUAUUGGAAGGUGACAAUCGAUAUCUCGGUCCUUGGGCUGCAUACAACCAUGCGGAGGCCGCGGACGAGGAUGAGAUGGAUGAUGGAGAGUACGCGGAUGAGGCUAUGGCGCCUGAGAGUCAUCCCGUCAUUGUGCAAGAUCGGGACGCAGAUGUGUACAACACGUCUGCGGAGGAGAAGACGGAAUUUCUUGGAUCCGAAAUGUACGAUUACCAAGGGCGAACGUAUAUGCAUGUACCACAAGACCUGGAUGUCAACCUUCUCGGCGAACCUGGCGAGCAGGAAUGCUUUGUUCCUAAGAAACUUGUGCACACUUGGGAAGCACAUGCCAAGGCCGUAUCAGCUGUCAGGUUUUUCCCUCGAAGCGGGCAUCUUUUGCUGAGUUCUGGAAUGGACUCGCAGAUCAAGCUCUGGGAUGUUUAUCAUGAUAGGGAGCUUCUUCGAUCGUAUUCCGGUCACUCCAAGGCUGUGCGAGACGUCACUUUCAACAACGAUGGUCGACAAUUCCUGUCCGCUUCGUAUGACAAGAUGAUCAAGCUCUGGGAUACAGAAACCGGUCAAUGCAUCUCGAGAUUUACGACGGGCAAGAUCCCAUAUGUUGUCAAGUUCAAUCCAGAUCCCGCACUUCACCAUGAAUUCCUUACUGGUAUGUCUGACAAGAAGAUCGUACAAUUCGACAUCCGGUCUGGAGACGUCAUCCAAGAAUAUGACCACCAUCUUGGUCCAGUGAACACAAUCACUUUCUGUGACGAAAAUCGUCGAUUCAUUACUACGUCAGACGACAAGUCACUGCGAGCAUGGGAUUAUGGGAUUCCUGUCCCUAUCAAAUAUGUGGCAGAACCAUACAUGCACUCUAUGCCUGCCGUGGCGCUGCAUCCCAAUGGUAAGUACGUUGCUUGUCAGUCACUCGACAACAAUGUCUGUGUGUUCUCCGCUACAGACAGAUUCAAGGCCCAUCGCCGCAAGACAUUCAAGGGCCAUUCGUGCGCUGGCUACGCUAUCGAUGUUGGGUUUUCCCCUGAUGGAAAGUUCUUGUUUUCUGGUGAUAGUGGAGGGUAUGCUGUCUUCUGGGACUGGAAGACGUGCAAGAUGUGGAAGAAGUGGAAGGCUCAUGACAAGCCGUGUACUGUGCUGGCAAUGCACCCGCAGGAGACAAGUAAGUUGGUAACGGCAGGUUACGAUGGGCUGAUCAAGUAUUGGGAUUAG
This is a messenger RNA of Saitoella complicata NRRL Y-17804, 1720 nucleotides long. RefSeq names its product WD40 repeat-like protein. Gene Ontology annotation, biological process: mRNA splicing, via spliceosome. The record is from RefSeq and is a predicted model, not a curated record. The transcript has 2 exons. Gene Ontology annotation, molecular function: protein binding; mRNA binding. Gene Ontology annotation, cellular component: catalytic step 2 spliceosome. Bases 17 to 1720 code for a protein of 567 amino acids. NCBI's taxonomy places the organism in Eukaryota, Fungi, Ascomycota, Saitoellomycetes, Saitoellales, Saitoellaceae.